Molecule: messenger RNA, 2967 nt
Organism: Penaeus indicus
Lineage: Eukaryota; Metazoa; Arthropoda; Malacostraca; Decapoda; Penaeidae
Exons: 5
Coding region: 11-901 (296 amino acids)
Source: RefSeq, a predicted model, not a curated record
GAGACUCACAAUGAUCCGUAUGCGAGGGAUCAUAUAUAUGGUUGGUGCGCUGAUCCUGGUUCUAUUUGUGGUGGCUUUCACAUCGGAAACUUUUAGUCUCAACAACUUACUCCAUCCAGCUCCUCGUGCACCCCGCAUUGUGAAACCAUUUGCGCCUGUUGUCCAAGAUUUAAAUAAAGAAUCCCUACCCGCUGACAGUCCUACAGUGAUAAAAGCAUUGCGAGACAAGUUCCUCCUGCCUCCCUCACCUGUGCCAUACAACCUGAGUCACCCUGAGCAGGAGAACCCAUCCAUGGGUCAAGCCCAGAGGAUUGACUUUAUAUUAAAGGGAAAGCGGGAUGGAUUCUACAUUGAAUGUGGAGCGUUGGAUGGAGAACUUCGUUCGAACACUUUAUUUUUUGAGCGUGAAAGAAACUGGAAGGGACUCCUCAUAGAAGCAGACCCCAAGAAUUUUAAGCAGAUGUUACUGAAACAUAGAAAAGCAUAUAUGUCUCCAGCUUGUCUUGCUCCCACUCCUUAUCCAACUGCUGUGUUGUUUGAGCAGCAGGAAAACCAGGGCCACAUUGUAGGGAAGCAAGACAACCCUUCAGGUGGGUCAGAGGUUGGAGGAGUGUUAGAAGUGCAGUGUUUUCCCCUCUACUCUUACUUAUUGGCCCUCAAUGUUACCACGGUUGAUUACUUCAGCUUGGAUGUAGAGGGAGCAGAGUUCAGUGUUCUCAAGACCAUACCAUGGGAAAAAGUUGAUAUUAAGACACUUUCAGUGGAAUUUAUACACGACCAUGAAGGAAAGGAGGCUAUUCAGACAUACAUGUUAAGCAAGGGUUAUUAUGUCCACUCAGAAGUUACUCAUUACAAUUGGUUAGCUAAUGAUUUUAUUUUCGUAAAAAAUGAAGUACAGUAAUCACCUUUCUGUAUCAAUUGUCCUUAUGUUUUAUAGGUUCAUAAGCAAAGCUUGAAUUGUAGAGAAUUCAAGAGUUUUAGCAUUCUUGUCCCCUUUCUUUUAUACAAUAGUCAUUUCUCUUUUAUAUGAGGAAAUUAAGAGUCUGCCAUUUUUUUUUUCUCUCUCUUUUUGAAAGUUGUGUACAGUGUGAGUAAUAUUCCAAAUAGUUUACUCUAUUCUUAGUAAAGGCAGAGUUUAUAUUUCUAUGUACAAUUACAUAUAUUAUGUUUAAAACUAGUCGGGUAAAAAUCAUCAAGAGAACUGCAAGGCUGGUCCUGCAGAUUACUGUUCCAUAUAUUCAUAAAUUGCAUGAUAUAUAUCACUUUUUUCUGAAGUUGCAUAUGUAUUUUUUUUUCUUUUUUAUGCUGAGAGGUAGUUUGCAAAUAAAGCUAUUUAUAAAGGAUGACAAAAGAAACACUUGAUAAUUAAAUAAUUGCUAGCAAAUAGUCAUCUAGAUCUGUACUGAAAACAUUGUGGAUUGCUUUGUCAAUUGCUCAUUAGAAUUGGCAUUUUGCAGUGAUAGAUUUUUCUGUAGGGUAGGAUGAAUAAGCAGCAUUAUAAGGUGGUUGUCACAAACUGGGAUAUCAGAUAUGUAUUCAUGGUAUGGAAGGGUUGAUAUGCUGGUGUAUGUUGUGUUGGGAAAAAUGAAAGGAUAAAAUUGAAUUUGUUUUCCAGAUAAUUUGAUGUUUUAUGAUAGAAACAGUAAUUAUAUUUUGAAGACAAAGCUUUUUUUCAGAUUUAGAAUAAGUUAGCCAUUUGAUUGAUUACCUUUAAUCAAAAGAUUACAUGAAUCUUCACUCUUGCCUGAAAUUUUCAUGAUGAAUCUCAAUGAUUGCAGUCAGUAUGAGGAAAUGAGAAAAAUACUCAGAAAAUGUUUAUAGUCCAUCAUUAUGUCACACAAGAUUAGCUUUUACAAGAACUAACUGUAAUGGGUGAUAAAUAGUUUAUAAAUUGAGUGGCCUGGGAGGGACAGGAGGUUAAGUAGGGAAUAGUUAAUCUAAGACCAGAGACUGACACACCAAGCCCUAUUUCAGAACACGAUCAAGAUUUCAUAACAUAUUGGUCACACAAGAUAGAGUUUUUGAAUAGGGAUUUAUGGAUUUAAGGUUUACAAGUUAAGUGUAUAUAAAACAAGGAAAAUUCAAGGAUGUUUUGUAACUUCAAAGAUAAAUGACCGGUGUUGGGAAAGGAAUUUGCUAUUUUCAUUGGAAGAUAUCCUUUUUUUUCACAGCUGUUCAUUACGAAUGUUGAGAAUUAAUUUCAUGUAUGCAUAAAUGAAAUUGUCAGAAUCUUUUGGUUUAUAGUUUAAGUCUUACUCGAUGGUACUUUAGUUUCCUUAUGGAUUACAUGGAAAAUUGUCUUAUGUCCAUGAAAGUACUUAUUUUAAUAAAAAAAAUAUACCUCUGUAGAUGUUGCUUACAGAUGCAUUUAGGUAUAUAUCAUCAUUUAUCAUCAGUAAAACCCAUGAAUGGUUUGGCCAUGCCAUAUUUAUGAUUAGGAAAUGUAUGUUCUUGAUAAUUUUUACCAGAUACUAAUUUUCUAUAGUUGCACCCUUUUGUGUGAUGUAUAUGAUAUUGUAAAAGUAUUAUUUUUGAAUGUGGCAUUUUCUAAUGAACUUUGUUAAUAUGAUGCUGAUAACUUGUCCAUAAUGUAUGAUAACACUUCAGAGUACGUUUUUAGUUCCUAAUCGUUUGUUCAUAGCACUUUUAACAUUUAUAUUAGCUAUUACGAAGGGUUCCAGGAAAUGCAAAGAACAUUCCAACCUCCAUCUCAGACCUUGUACAUAGCCGUUAUUUCAGAUUGUGCAUUUACACCUUAACCAUUGUAUUGUUUUUUUGUUUUUUUUUUUCUGUGAUUCAUUAUACAAUUUAUUUUAAGAAGAAAUGUAAAUUUUGCUUGAAGUAUUAUUGAAGGUUCACAUAUUGUAUGUUUCUGUAACCGUUUGGAUUACUGACAGUUUUGUGUGCAAAUACAGUGUGUUUGUGUACAUGUUUGUGAAUAUGCAUAUAUGUGUGUAUGUGUGUGUG